Molecule: messenger RNA, 1335 nt
Organism: Penicillium bovifimosum
Lineage: Eukaryota; Fungi; Ascomycota; Eurotiomycetes; Eurotiales; Aspergillaceae
Exons: 1
Coding region: 1-1335 (444 amino acids)
Source: RefSeq, a predicted model, not a curated record
AUGAAGACCUCUAUCAUUGCUUCCAUCGCGGCUGUCGCCGCCUCCGUCACUGGAGUCGUUGCCGCCCCGGCCCCCGCUGAAUUGAGCGAGCGUGGUCUGAUCAGCAUCCCCAUCGGCCUCUGUGGAGCCAUCCUCGGCAAGACCGAGUGCGAGCAGCGCAGCUCCACCUCCAGCGGCCUGAUCAACGUGCCCAUCGACCUCUGCGUCGCCGUCCUCGGCCAGGCCAAGUGCAAGCAGGCCGACUCCAACAACCAGGCGGACGGUUCCCUGAUCAACGUCCCCAUCAACGUCUGUCUCGCUGUCCUCGGCAAGGCCAAGUGCGAGCAGUCCCCCACCACCAGCGGUGGCCUCGUCAACAUCCCCGUCAACCUCUGCCUCGCCGUCCUCGGUGAAGCCGACUGCAAGAGCGGCGAUGCCUCGCCUGCCCCCUCCACCCCAGCCAAGGGUGGUCUGAUCAGCAUUCCCAUCGGCCUCUGCGGAGCCGUCCUCGGCAAGACCGAGUGCGAGCAGCAGAGCUCCACCCCCAACGGCCUCAUCAACGUCCCCGUCGACCUCUGCGUCGCCGUCCUCGGCCAAGCCAAGUGCGACCAGGCCGACUCCAGCCAGGGCGACGGCUCCCUGAUCAACGUCCCCGUCAACGUCUGCCUCGCCGUCCUCGGCAAGGCCAAGUGCGACCAGUCCCCCACCACCAGCGACGGUCUGAUCAACAUCCCCAUCAACGCCUGCCUCGCCGUCCUCGGUGAAGCCGACUGCACCAGCGGCUCCGGCAGCACCGUCACCGCCACCGCCAUCGAGCCCACCGGUACCUCCACUGCCACCUCCACCGGCGGCGUUCCCGCCGAGACCACCACCGCCACCAACGGCGAGACCACCACCGACAUCCCCACCGGAACCGGCGCUCCCUCCGGCCCCACCUCCGCUCCUACCGGCGACGCUACUACCGUCCCCUGCACUACCGGCGGUGCUGGCGUUCCCACCGGCGGUGCUGGUGUUCCCACUGGUGUCUCCCCCGUCUCCCCCAGCGGCUCCGGUAGCCCCCACGUCAGCCCCAGCGUCACCGUCGGCCGUCCUACCCCCACCGGCCGUGCCACCUCCACCAUCACCAACACCGUGACUAUCUGCAACGCCGCCUGCAAGAGCAAGACCUCCACCGCUCUGAUCCCCCACUACACCGCCCCCGUUCCCGGUAGCGGUGCUUCCCCCAACGGCCCCGGUGCCGGUGGUGCCCCCAACUCCAGCCCUACCCCUCUCCCCUUCAACGCCGCCGGCCGCGCUACCCUGUCCGGUGUCGCCGUUGUCUUCGGUGCUCUUUGCGCCGUUGCCAUGCAGAUCUAA